UCAAAAAUUGCCAAAAAUUAGGAAAUGAUUCAAUGAUUCCAUUUCGUUUUGAAAUUUUUAUAUGUUGUUGAUAUAUAAUUUAAUUUAAUUGCCAAAAAUUAGGAAAUGAUUCAAUGAUUCAAUGACAUUAACUGUUUUUUUACAGAAUUUAUAUAAUUUAUAAUUUAAUUAAUAAAUUUAAAAAUUAAUUUUUAAUUACAAAAAAAUAAAAAUUGAAAAAAAUUAAUGUGGUCGUAGGAAUGGAGCCAUCAAGGAGAGGGCAACCCCAAGAGCGUAAUAUUGGCUGGGAGCAUGGGAAGAUGCUCGGUGAACGUCACCAGUUUCAGUGCAAUUAUUGCCACAAGUGCUUCAAAGGAGGAGGAGUAACCAGAUUAAAGCAGCACUUAGCCGGUAAUUCUCGUGAGAUAUCUGCAUGCUCGGAGUGCCCACCGACGACCCGUCAGCUGAUGAGGAAAAACCUCGCUGAGAUCAAAGCAGCCAAGGAGAGGGCUGCCAAGCAGAAAGCGGAGGUGGAACGCCAAGCUGCAGAAGCACCUUCCUAUCACUUGAUGGAGUCACAGGAGGCCGAGGGUCCAGAUGAGGAGGAGGCACAGAUCCAGGCUGCCAUGCGGGCGAGUCUGGAUGAUCGAUGGCAGCAGGAGGAGGUGGCGAGGCAUCGGGCUCGAUUUGGGCCCUCGUUUUUUGAGUCGGGCGCCGGUUCUGGUGGAAGCAGACAAGAUCCAGAGUUUCAAAGGACAACAUCAGUCAGGGAGGGCGAGGGCAGAGGACGUAGCCGGAUUGCAUCUAUCCUGGGUGGUUUUGGUAGCCGAAAGAAGUCUUUCGGAGGGAUUCCACCAGGUGCGUCAAUCCAUGAUGUAGAUCCGCAUGCCUUCCCCAGAAGAGAUUCGAAGCAGCAAAGAGUAGACACAAUGUGGAAGAAGGAGAAGAAGAAGGAUAUGUGGCGAGCUAUUGGAUCCUGGUUCCACUUCAGCCACAUUCCAGCAAAUACUGCAGACAAUACAUACUACAAGUCUGCCAUUUCUGCCAUACAGACUGCCGGUCCCGGUAUUGAUCCUCCAGGUCCGAGGGACAUCUACGGUGAGCUUCUUGACAACAAUAAGGAAGAGCUAGAGAAUUGGAUUGGUUCAUAUAAAAGCAAGUGGCCCACAUAUGGGCUCACUCUGAUGUGUGAUGGUUGGACCGGUCCGACAAAGCGGGCCAUCAUCAACUUUCUGACAUACUGUGAUACGAAGACCUUCUUCCACAAGUCAGUUGAUGCUUCGGAUAAGGUACACAACGCCUCAUACAUCCUCAGACUUAUGGAGGAGGUGAUUGAUCAGAUUGGAGAGGAGAAUAUCGUGCAGGUCGUCACUGAUAACGGACCGCAAUAUAAGUUGGCCGGGCAGGUCUUGAUGGAGCGGCGACCACAAAUUUUCUGGACCCCAUGUGCUGCACAUUGCAUCGACCUCAUCCUGAUGGAUAUUGGAAAGAUCCGUAGGGUGCAACAUACGGUGGAGAUAGCCCAACGCAUCACCAGGUAUAUUUAUAGCCAUACUUGGGUUCUUUCAUUAAUGAGAAGGUAUGCAGGGGGAGAAAUUCUUAGACCAGGAGUCACACGGUUUGCUACGAAUUACAUUGCACUUGAUAGCCUUAUCGAGAAGAAAGGAGCCCUACGUCAGAUGUUUGUUAGUCCCGAGUGGCAGGAAAGUAGAUAUGCCCAGGCCGGCACUGAAGGAAGCAGGAUGGAAGACUUGGUAAGCAGGCAGUCAUUCUGGCAGCGGGCCAAUGCGAUAGUCAAGGCUAUCAAACCAUUAUAUGAAGUGCUGCGGGCCAUGGAUAGCGAGAGGUAUCCCCAGAUGGGCUUUUUGUAUCACAUGAUGGAGAAGGCAAAGGCUCAGAUCAUGGAGGCAGAUGUAGCCCAUGCCCAGGAGUACAUCGACAUCAUUGAGCGGCGGUGGGGAGCCCAAAUGGGUAGAGAUUUGCAUCUAGCAGGUAAGCGAUAAUAUUGAUAAUUAUACUGAUUGAUAUAUUUGUAUAGUUAUACUAAGAUGGUGUCAUCUAUGUGCAGCAUACUAUCUGAAUCCCCGGUUUCAGUACGAGAGUGGAAUUGGUAUGGAUGAUGAACUUCUUCAUGCUUUGCGUAAUGUUAUUUAUAAGAUGGAGCCUGAUCCAGAAGUCGCCGCGUUAUGUAUAGAAGAGACCAAAUUAUUUAGAGAGGGUAGCCACAGCUUUGGACAACGACCAGCUGUCGUGAGCAAGACAACUAUGAAUCCAGGUACAAUACAAAUCUGCAAGACAUUUUUGCAUCUGAAUUAUCUUCAACUAUGAGGCCAUCAUAUAUAUAAAAUGUAAUUAUCUUCAAUAUUUUUGCAGCUGAAUGGUGGAUUCAUUUUGGCGGAUCCGCAAAAAAUCUUAAGCGGAUAGCUAUCCGGAUUCUCUCCCAAACGGUCUCCUCGACUGGCUGUGAGCGCAACUGGUCCACCUUCGGCCUCAUCCACAGCAAACAAAGGAACCGUUUGACACAAAAGCGCCUCAACGACUUAGUUUAUGUGCACUACAAUCUACGGUUGAGGCUAAAAUGCAUUCAAGAGGAAGUGGAGCUCAAGUAUGCAGAUCCCAUCUAUAGAACUUUUACAGAUGAUGAUGAUAAUCCUAUGCUCGACUGGCUUGCGGCCCAGCAGCAGGAGCCCGAGCUUGAUGAGCCGGGAUCACCUCCACGACCAGCCAGUAUCAUAGCCACCGAGGCUAUGGUCGAUCCACAGCAAUGGGCUGAGCGCAACAUUCCACGCACUCCUACAGCUGAUAUGACGUGGCUAGAGGGGAGCCAGUCACCGCAUGACUGGUCCGAUGCUCCGGUUCAGAGAGAUGAUCCUCUCAUGCGAGGACGAGGACGAGGACGCUCUACUACCCAGUCGACUCGAUCAAGAGGGCGUCAAUCCCAACAAACAAGAAAAGGAAAGGAAAGGGCCCCAAUGGAGAGUGUCGAGGAGGAGACUUGGACCAGCAGCGAUGAAGAUUCUGGUGGUGAUGGAUCUACUAGCCAUGGAGGAAGUGGAGGACAGUAUGGUACUAGUUAUGAGACACAGCCGGAGGGAGGUUUUCGAUACACCGGUGAGUCUCAGUUUACACAUGCUACACAAGAUACGGACCACGGUAGGCCGUCUGAUAUAGGCCGGUCAGAUACCAUUGCAUAUCGAAGAAGAGCUCCUCGAGGUCGUUCAAGAGGCCAGGAUGCCGCUGCAGAUGACCUUCCAUAUGGAGUCGAAUCCAUUGAUGUAUCAAGUUCCGAGUCUUCCUAUUAUCCGCGGCCUCAGCCAGCCUAUGGAUAUGGUGCAUCAGAGUCAUCUUCCGGUAGCUACUAUCCUGCGCAGCCCGGAGGAUCUUACGGAUCGGAUUUUAGUGCCGGCAUAUUCGGAUGGGCCCCUUAUCAAGACACCUCUCAGAGCCAGAGCUUCAGCGAGAGAUCCGAGAGUUCUUAUGAUCCAACGCGCAUUCCUCGAGGAUUGAGCAUACAAGACUACAAUGCUGCUUGGUUAGAGGGAUGGGUUGAUCUGCCUCCAUAUUAUGCUGAUGAUCCAGAUAUUGACGAGAAGCAUCGCCAUUCGACCCGAUUUUAGAUAUUCGAGAGUGAUUUAAACGUAUGUAAUUGAUUGCAU
Molecule: messenger RNA, 3635 nt
Organism: Phoenix dactylifera (date palm)
Lineage: Eukaryota; Viridiplantae; Streptophyta; Magnoliopsida; Arecales; Arecaceae
Source: RefSeq, a predicted model, not a curated record